Molecule: messenger RNA, 1209 nt
Organism: Staurois parvus
Lineage: Eukaryota; Metazoa; Chordata; Amphibia; Anura; Ranidae
Source: the annotation of a GenBank genome assembly
AUGCAUACGAAAGAAUUUGUGUUGCAGGAAGACGCAGCAGAGUAUUUUGUGAGAACUAAAUCAGGAGGUGUAUGCUUCAAACCAGGGACAAAGGCACUAGACCGCCCACCUUCUGAGAAACCAGAAAGACCCUCUCCACGUAAAUCGUUCUCUGGUGUUUCUCGGCAGCAACAACAGCAAACCCAGAGACGCAGGAAAUGGGUGGAAUGUGUAUGUUUGCCUGGGUGGCAUGGACCUAGUUGUGGAGUGCCAACAGUUGUUCAGCAUUCCAACCUCCCAACAAAGGACCGGUUAACGCCACGUUUAAAGCCUCGUCGUGUCAUCAAUGCCAUCAACAUCAACCAUGAAUUUGACCUCCUGGAGGCACGAUUCCAAGAGCUUGAGGGGGCUGUGGAUGUCUUCUUAAUAUGUGAAUCAAACUUUACAGCUUAUGGGGAAGCACGGUCUCUCUUAUUUCGCCAAAUGCUUCUCAACGGAACAUUUGAUUAUAUUAAAUCAAAAGUGUUGUAUAUUUUCUUAGACCACUUCCCGGAAGGGGGUAAACAGGAUGGGUGGAUAGCAGAUGACUAUCUACGAACAUUUCUGACUCGCAAUGGAAUAUCUCGAUUACAAAACUUGCGAAAUGAUGAUCUCUUUAUCAUAGAUGAUGCUGAUGAGAUUCCAAGCAAAGAAGGUGUGUUAUUCCUUAAACUUUAUGAUGGGUGGACAGAGCCAGUUGCUUUUCACAUGCGCAAGUCACUCUAUGGCUUCUUUUGGAAGCAACCAGGAACCCUUGAAGUGAUUUCUGGCUGCACCAUUGGAAUGCUUCGCUUAGUGUAUGGCACAGAUGGUAUCCGCCUCCGCAGAAGGGAAUACUAUACUAUGCCUAACUUCCGACAGUAUGAGAACAAAACAGGACAUAUAUUGGUUCAGUGGUCUGUGGGAAGUCCUUUACAUUUUGCUGGCUGGCACUGCUCAUGGUGUUUCCCACCAGAAGGAAUUCAUUUCAAACUGAUUUCUGCACAAAAUGGGGAUUUCCCAAGAUGGGGAGACUAUGAAGACAAAAGGGAUCUGAACUAUAUAAAGUGGCUUAUAAAAACAGGGGGUUGGUUUGAUGGUACAAAACAAGAGUAUCCUGCAGCUGACCCACAUGAGCACAUGUAUGCUCCGAAAUGUAUCAUGGAAAACCCACAACACUUUGGAUAUUUAAUGAAAAACCCUUAUAUCUGA